Molecule: messenger RNA, 1185 nt
Organism: Hemicordylus capensis (graceful crag lizard)
Lineage: Eukaryota; Metazoa; Chordata; Lepidosauria; Squamata; Cordylidae
Product: glutathione S-transferase Mu 1-like
Exons: 8
Coding region: 122-784 (220 amino acids)
Biological process (GO): glutathione metabolic process
Molecular function (GO): glutathione transferase activity
Source: RefSeq, a predicted model, not a curated record
ACUGGAGAGAAACAGACGCCCCUCGGCUAGGCUUUAUUAGUCCCUCGCUUCCUCCCAAGAGGCUAGUGGGCGUGAAGGAGAACGAGGUGGCGAGAGAAGAGACGGAGUGCAGGGCGACAACAUGACGAUGAUUUUGGGCUACUGGGAUAUUAGAGGGCUUGCUCACAGCAUCCGAUUACUACUGGAAUAUACAGGGACACCUUAUGAAGAGAAGCUCUACAGCUGUGGUGAAGCUCCAGACUAUGAUAGGAGCCAAUGGACCAGUGAAAAGGAGAAGUUGGGACUGGAUUUCCCUAAUCUUCCUUACCUAAUUGAUGGCAAGACCAAGUUUACACAGAGUAAUGCCAUUCUCCGGUACAUUGCACGCAAGCACAAGAUGUGUGGAGAAACUGAGGAGGAGAUUAUCAGAGUGGAUAUGCUAGAGAAUCAGGUGAUGGACUUCCGCAUAAGCCUUGGCAUGGUCUGCUACAAUCCUGAUUUUGAGAAACUAAAGCCGGGCUACCUGGAGCAGCUACCAGCAAAGCUGAAACAUUUCUCCCAGUUCUUAGGGGAGAGAAAGUGGUUUGUUGGGGACAAGAUCACAUUUGUAGACUUCCUCGUGUAUGAUGUCCUUGACCAAAACCGCAUGUUUGAACCGAAGUGUCUCGAUCAGUUCAAGAAUCUCCAGGAUUUCCUUGCCCGCUUUGAGGCCUUGGAGAAGAUUUCUGCCUACAUGAAUUCCAGCCGCUUCAUUAAGACCCCCAUCUUCAUGAAAAUUGCCAAGUGGGGCAAUAAAAAAGAGUAGAGGAAAAAAUGCCUUGUAUGCACAAGAAUAUAUAUUGAGGGAAUCUUGAAUGCUUUCAUGCAUAAGAACAGCCCUUCUGGAUCAGGCUCAAGGCCCAUCUAGUCCAGUAUCCUGUUUCACACAGUGGCCCAUCAGAUGCCUCUGAGAAGCCCACAUGCAGGAGGUGAGGGGUUGCCUGCUCCCCCGCCGUUGCUCCCCCGCUUUUAAAUUGUUUUUUAUGUGGUGACUCUUGAUAGCCAAUAUCUUUUUGCUUCCAAGCUGCUAGCCAAUAAAAGUCUUUGAGUACUAAAACACUGUCAUGAAUCCUUAGUCUCUACUCCAAGUGGGCAUAAACUACCCUUGUUAAUUUUUGAAUGUUUUCUGUACUUUAAAAUUAUGAUUAAAUGCUGGUUGCAAAACUG